AUGGUCCACGUCACGGUCCAGACCCGCAAGGGCAAGUCGCUUGGCGAGUUCGAGGCCCAGUCUGUGAACGAUCUGAAGGCAGCCAUCCAGGCUCAGCAAGUCUGGUCGCUGUACCCGUCCGCUGCGUUGAUCAUCCUUGCAUCGCUAAUUGCCCUCUCUCUGCUGUUUGUGGUCCUCUCAUGCGUCAUCUGGCGCAACUGGCUGCCCAUGGUCGUCAUCGUCGCCUUUGGCUUUGCUCCGCUGCCUAAUCUCCUCUGUGGCGCCUGCCAGCGUGGCUCGUCCUCGGGAUUCUCGCUCGACGAGGGCCGCAACGGGUGGAAAGACUCGGGAUUCUUCCUCACUGGCGCCAUCGUUGUCACCGGUCUUGCUCUGCCCAUGACCCUGGCUCAUGUCGACGCCAUCGAAGUCCCGGCCAUGGUCAUGGCUGUGGCCGGCGGCGUCCUCUUCUACACUUCGGUCCUGCUCUACUCGCACGUCUUUGCCGACGACGAAGAUGACGUGGGCUUUUAGGCGAUAGCCUCCG
Molecule: messenger RNA, 523 nt
Organism: Thecamonas trahens ATCC 50062
Lineage: Eukaryota; Apusomonadida; Apusomonadidae
Product: vacuolar protein sorting 55 superfamily protein
Exons: 3
Coding region: 1-510 (169 amino acids)
Biological process (GO): late endosome to vacuole transport via multivesicular body sorting pathway
Cellular component (GO): Vps55/Vps68 complex; endosome
Source: RefSeq, a predicted model, not a curated record